AAAUUAAAACACAACCAAGGUGAAGGUCGAGAAGUGAUCAUAGUCCGAUCACCUUUAUUAAAAUGAUAAUAUCGUGAUUUUUGGGAACUUGGCAACCGUGAAGUGAACUGAUUGAAAUUCAUCACAAGACUGGCCAACAAAAGUUGAUCACAAUGACAAAGUUUCUAGGCAUUGACUUUGCUCCUCUCAACAUCCCAUUUGUUAGACGUGUUCAGACUCUGUGUACAUUACAGUGGGUACUAACUUUCUUAUUUGGAGGGUUUGGUUCCCUGUUUUUCACCAUUUAUCUGCUUUUCACCAGAUAUUUCUGGGUACCAGUCAUAUACAUUUUAUGGUACUUUUACGACAGAAAUUCAGCUGAAACAGGUGGCCAUUACAUUCGAUGGAUAAGGGAAUGUUCUGUAUGGAAGAAAAUGGGAGAAUAUUUUCCUGCAAAGCUUCAUAAAACUGCCGAGUUAGACCCAACGAAGAGUUAUAUAUUUGGGCUUCAUCCACAUGGUAUCAUGCAGAUUAACGGGUUUCUGUCAUUUGCUACCGAAGCGACAGGAUUCAGUAAAUUAUUUCCCGGUCUUAUACCACAUCUGGUGAUUCUUGCUGGGCAGUUUCAGUUUCCCUUUUAUAGGGACUACCUUCUCACAAGUGGCAUGGCUUCCGUGAGCAAGGAGAGUUUUCACUGGAUUUGUAAUCGGGCUGGACACUGUGCUUGUGUGGUUGUGGGCGGGGCUGAGGAAGCUUUGGAGUCAAAGCCAGGCACCUUUAACUUGGUUCUCAAUAAGCGUAAAGGCUUUAUUAAACAGGCAAUUAGACAUGGGGCUUCACUAGUACCAGUGUUUGGUUUUGGUGAGAAUGAACUCUACGAGCAGAUUCAUAACCCAGAAGGUUCCAUCCUACGUAAAUUACAACUGUUUCUCAUGCACAAGGUGUUUGGAUUCUCAUUGCCUAUCAUAAAAGGAAGAGGAGUCUUUAAUUAUACAUUUGGUAUCAUGCCCUACAGACGUCCAUUAAAUACUGUUGUUGGUAAACCUAUAGAAGUGGAGAAGAAUGAGGAACCAUCUCAGGAAGAGAUUGACAACUUGCACACAAGAUAUGUGGAGGAGCUGACAGAUUUGUUUGAGAGUAACAAGACAAAGUAUGGGAUAGAUGAGUCUGUACAUCUUAAUUUUAUUGCAUAGCUUGCGUUUCCUACAAACAAGUUAAUCUUUGAAUGUGGGAACUUUUUUAUUUGCAUUUUGUUUUUAUAUUUUUGACUAUGUCUAUUUUUUCUUUGAAGUUAUAAAAUAUAGAAUGAUAUGAUGAUCAUAUUUCAAAUUGGCAUUGUUGAAAUGACAGGUUGUGUAAUUGUGCAAGGGGUGUCCCUGGCCGAGUAAUUGUG
Ruditapes philippinarum (Manila clam) is the source of this 1372-nucleotide messenger RNA. RefSeq names its product 2-acylglycerol O-acyltransferase 2-like. NCBI's taxonomy places the organism in Eukaryota, Metazoa, Mollusca, Bivalvia, Venerida, Veneridae. Gene Ontology annotation, molecular function: diacylglycerol O-acyltransferase activity. Bases 153 to 1172 code for a protein of 339 amino acids. Gene Ontology annotation, cellular component: endoplasmic reticulum membrane. The record is from RefSeq and is a predicted model, not a curated record. The transcript is spliced from 5 exons. Gene Ontology annotation, biological process: triglyceride biosynthetic process.